UCCCUGUAGAGGUCAUUUGCAUACUGUAUAGUGCUAGAUAAAAGGGGAUAGAGACAGGGAAGUAGAGAAGAGAGAGAGAGAGCAGCCUCAGAGGGAAGAGGGGUCUAUUAAGUGGGGGUUGCCAUAACGACGCUUUGGCAGGAUAUUGCCUGGAUAAGGCAUAAUGGGUCUCCUGACACAACUCGGUCUGCUCCUGUGGAAGAACUUCACUCUUCGGAAGAGACAAAAGGUGCGUCUGGUGGUGGAGCUGUUGUGGCCUCUCUUUCUGUUCUUCAUCCUGGUCUGGGUGAGAUCAACCACCCAACCCAUUUACCAGGGCGAAUGUCAUUAUCCAAAUAAAGCCAUGCCUUCCGCCGGGGUGCUGCCUUGGCUUCAAGGCAUGAUGUGUAACAUAGACAACCCAUGUGUAAACCAUUCCACACCGGGAGAAGCACCGGGACAAGUCAACAACUUCAACAAUUCCAUAAUUGCUGGGAUGUUGAUCGAGUUACAGUCACUUCUGGCGAACAGAUCCAUCAUAACCAAGAUCCAGAUGCUUUCCGAUGAUGUGGACCAGUGGGUUUUGAUUCUACGGACAUCUAACCGUGAAAAAGGUCAGCCCAUUCCUCUGAGAAGUAUCCUGAAUGACAAUGAAAUGUUCACCACAUAUCUGAGGGAAAACUUGUCCAUGCCAUCGACGGUAGCCGACGGUCUGAUUACCUCAAAUAUUCGCCUGAAUGAGAUGAUGGGCAUUUCAAGGCAAGACGAUCUGAGGAUCACCCUUUGCAGUGGAACAGCUCUUGAUAGAUACGUGGAAUUCAACCGCGCCUUUGACAAGGAGGCCUUUCAGAACGUCAGCUGCUCCCUCACAGCGCAGCAGUUGAGACAAACCAGAGAAGUGUUCCUACAAAACCUGGAUCCAAGGAAAAUGCUCACCAAUCUACCUUCAGCUUUGGAUUUGGCUCCGUCCGAGACCUUUGGAUUAGUGAGAAAAACUACAGAGGAUGCCUUAACCGUGAUUGAUGAGAUAAACAAGUUGCAGAACUCAAUGUUGUUCAAGGCCGCUGAUAGGCUGGAUUUCAGAGCAGAUGCAUUUGGCAGUCUGAACAUCCUACUUUGCGGUAAAGUGUCAAACUCCAAGACCACCAUGAAUUUCCCUGCUUUUGGAGCGAUGAGGAAUGACACAGAAAACAUGGCCAGGAGCAGCAAUUCCAGUGCCUUCUGCAAAGUACUGAUUGACACUCUUGAGGGAACCCCUGGCCUACGUAUUGUUUGGAGAACAUUUCGGCCCCUAAUCCAAGGGAAGAUCCUCUACACCCCUGACACACCUGCAACUAGACUAAUGGUGAACGAGGCAAAUAGGACUUUAAACGCAUUGGCCAUGUUGAAAGAGUUGUUGGAAGCUUGGGAGAAUUUUGGUUGGAACUACUUUCAAAAUGGCCCCCAAGUCAGUGCACUGCGGGCCUUUCUGGAUAACCCGGUGUUUGCAGCCGCACUCAACCACAGACUCGAAGGCACAAGAUGGACGGAAGAACUGCUCGCCAACUUCCUGUACAACGGGCCCCCUGAGGACCGCCCCGCGGGCAUGCCGCCGAAUGACUGGCGCGACGUGUUCAACGCCACCAGCCAAAUCCUGGACCUCCUGAAGAAGUUCAUUGGGUGCCUGGACCUGGAUAAGUUUGAGGCUGUUGACAGUGAGGGACAUCUCGUGGCUAGAGCCUUGGAGCUUCUAGAAAACGAUACGUACUGGGCUGGUAUAGUUUUCGAAGACCUUGACCCUGCCGCCAGCCACCCCCCUCCUUACGUCAAGUACAAGAUCCGCUUGGACAUCGAUGAGGGGGAGAGUACCAAUAAGAUUAAAGAAAGGGGAUGGUCUCCCGGGGCCCGUGACUCCUUCAACAACCUGCGCUAUAUAUGGGGAGGCUUCGCCUAUCUGCAGGACAUGAUGGACCACGGCAUUAUACGGGUGCACACGAACAAAUCACAGCCGCUCGGCGUGUUUGCCCAGCAAAUGCCGUAUCCCUGCUACGUGGACGACGUGUUCCUCCGCUCGCUGGCACGCUCUCUGCCCCUAUACUUGACCCUGGCCUGGAUCUACUCGGUGGCCAUGAUCGUGAAGGGCAUCGUUAUGGAGAAGGAGGCGCGUCUGAAGGAGACGGUGAGGAUGAUGGGGCUGAGGAGCUCUACCUACUGGCUGAGCUGGGCCGUGUCCAGCGUGCUGCCGCUGGCUGUCAGUGCGUUCCUCCUCACCCUCAUCCUCAAGUAUGGGAAGGUGCUGCAGUACAGCGACCCCUCAGUGAUCUUCGUCUUCCUGCUGGUCUUCUGCGUGGCCACCAUUAUGGAGUGUUUCUUCAUCAGCGUCUUCUUCUCCAAGGCCAACCUGGCGGCGGCGUGCGGAGGCCUCAUCUACUUCGUCCUCUACCUGCCGCACCUCCUCUGCUAUGCCUGGAGGGACGUCAUGGGGUUCCAGGUCAAAAUCGCUGUGAGUUUGCUGUCGUGCGUGGCCUUCGGGUAUGGCUGUGAGAACUUUGCCAAGUAUGAGGAGCAGGGCAUCGGUAUUCAGUGGAGUAACAUCGCCCAAAAUCCUGAAGACGGAGACCGGUAUAGCUUCAUCGUGUCCAUCAUCAUGAUGCUAGUCGACUCCCUCAUCUACUGGCUGCUCACGUGGUACAUCGAGAACGUCUUCCCAGGCCAAUACGGAAUAGCAAAGCCAUGGUACUUCCCAUUCACCGCCUCCUAUUGGUGUGGGACUUCAACGGCGCCCAGUGCUGACCCCAGUCAGUUCAAGGACCCCAUUGAAUACACCGGUUAUUUGGAAAAGCCACCACUCAAUAUGAAGGCAGGGGUCUCAAUCAGGAACCUUGUCAAGAUCUAUAAAACUGGGAAAAAGCUUGCAGUGGAUGGACUAACUGUGGACUUCUUUGAGAAUCACAUCACCUCUUUCCUUGGUCACAAUGGGGCAGGAAAAACAACCACCAUGUCGAUCCUGACGGGACUCUUCGCUCCGACGUCGGGGACCGCUCUAAUAAACGGUUAUGAUAUCCGCACAGACAUGGACACCAUUAGGAAGCAUCUGGGAAUGUGCCCUCAGCACAAUGUCUUAUUCAAUGACCUCACAGUGGAGGAACACAUCUACUUCUACUCCAGAUUAAAGGGACGAAGCCGAGAUGAAGUGAAAACGGAGAUUGACCAAAUGAUUGAGGAUGUCGGGCUGCCACACAAACGCAAGGAAUUUGCCAAGAACCUGUCAGGGGGAAUGCAGAGGAAAUUGUCGGUGGCAAUCGCAUUCGUGGGAGGGUCCAACAUCGUCAUCCUGGAUGAACCCACAGCGGGGGUGGACCCAUACGCCCGGAGGGGGAUAUGGGAACUACUGUUGAAGUACAAACAAGGUCGCACAAUCAUCCUCUCCACUCAUCACAUGGAUGAGGCGGACAUCUUGGGAGACCGCAUUGCCAUUAUCUCUCACGGCAAGAUGUGUUGCUAUGGCUCCUCCUUGUUCUUGAAGAAAUACUUUGGCAGUGGCUACUACCUCACUCUGGUCAAGGCCGGAGACGGGCAAAUGACCAACCAGUGCACUGGAGUCGAGCAGCGCCAGGUGAAAGAGGAGACUGGUGAGUCAAUGAGGAGAACCAGUCUGGUUGAAGGGAUCGCACAACAGAACUGGAGUAACUCUGAACCCACAGAUGUCAGUAAGGUGGUGUGCCGGCAUGUUCCCGAGGCGGUGUUCCUCGAGAGCAUCGGCCAGGAGAUCACCUACAUCCUUCCCUAUGGCGGGGCCAAGGAUGGCACCUUUGCACUCCUCUUCAAAGAGCUGGACCUCAAGAUGGCCGACAUUGGUGUCACCAACUAUGGCAUCUCAGAUACCACACUAGAGGAGAUUUUCCUCAAAGUGGCAGAGGACACAGGUGUUGAUGUGGAAAUACCAGAUAUCAACACAGCUUUGGUAAGAGACAAGACAAGAAGUUCAAGGGAAUCCAAGAGGCAACGGCAAAGCCUCACCAAAGUCAGAGACACUUCAGACGAAAUGCCUGGGAAAAGUGUUGAUGACGAGAUGAAAGUGAAGUUCACUAGCAGAGUGGAGGAUGUGGAGAGAGUGGCCAAUGUGAAUGGGAAGGGCUCCAGUGUGAUCACGGGAUGGGAACUGAUCCGGAGACAGUUCCUGGCCCUCUUCAUCAAACGCUUUCACCACGCACGCAGGAGCCGCAAAGGCCUCAUUGCUCAGGUGAUUCUGCCUGCUGUCUUCGUCUGCCUGUCUCUCAUCUUCUCCGUCAUCGUCCCACCUUUUGCGGAGUACCCCAACCUGGAGUUGCAGCCUUGGAUGUAUGGACUGCCCCAAACGACAUUCUACAGCAAUGAUGGACCGCCAAAUAACACCGAGGUUGCUCGGGUGGCGGACUCUUUGGUGAAUAAUCCUGGGUUUGGGACUCGCUGCAUGGCCAACAACCCGAUACCAAAUCUCCCAUGUGUCCCGAAUGAUUCUAAGUGGUUCACUCCCACAGUGGAUCCCUCUAUCAGCAACAUCUUCGUCAACGGAAACUGGAGCAUGGCCAACCCUUCCCCUAACUGCCAGUGCAGCACUCCUCAAAAGACCACCAUGUUGCCAGAUUGCCCACCUGGAGCUGGUGGGCUGCCUCCCCCUCAGAGGACCCAGAAUACCACAGACACACUGCAGGACAUGACGGGGCGGAACAUGACAGACUUCCUUUUAAAGACCUACAAGGAAGCAGGCAGAAAAAGGUAUGGAGGGAUUUCUGUCGGAGGGGUCAACUCCCAAGUCAGGAUGACUGAACCGGAAAUAGAAGCUGUGAUCAGGGAUUUGAGGAGCCUAUUAAAUUCCUCCCAGGAUAACACAACCAAUCAGAUGCUCCUGAAUACCGAGAUGCUCCUGAAAGAGCUCGGGACCCGGGAUAAUGUCAAGGUGUGGUUCUACAACCAGGCGUGGCAUGGUAUUGUAUCGUUCCUCAAUGUGGCCAACAACGCCAUCCUGAGGGGCAACCUGCCGCCGGGUCAUGACCCCAGGGAGUAUGGAAUCUCCUCCUCCAGCCACCCCCUCAACCUCACCAAGGCUCAGCUUUCCUACCAGGCAAUGGCCGCCACCUCCACCGAUGUGGUGGUGUCCAUCUGUGUCAUCUUUGCCAUGUCCUUCAUCCCAGCAAGCUUCGUCCUCUUCCUCAUCCAGGAGCGUGUCAGCAAGGCCAAGCACUUGCAGUUUGUCAGUGGCGUCAACCCGACCGUCUACUGGGUCGCCAACUUCGCCUGGGAUAUUUGCAACUACAUAGUCCCGUGUCUAAUAGUCAUCGUCAUCUUCCUGUGUUUCCAACAAAAAGCCUACGUGUCCCUUCCUAACUUACCAGCUUUGAUUCUGCUACUGAUGAUGUAUGGGUGGUCUAUCACACCCAUGAUGUACCCAGCCUCGUUUAUCUUCAACGUUCCCAGCACGGCCUACGUGGUGCUGACCUGCAUCAACCUCUUCAUCGGCAUCAAUGGGAGCGUGGCCACCUUCGUCAUGGAGUUGUUCGCUGAUGAUAACAUCUCGAAAAUCAAUGGUAUUGUGAAGCAGGUGCUGCUGAUUUUUCCACACUUCUGUCUGGGUCGAGGGCUCAUCGACAUGGGCAAGAACCAGGCUAUGGCCACCUUGUACGAUAGCUUUGGGGAAGACCGUUACCAGGACCCCCUCAGCUGGGACAUGGUAGGGAAGAACCUCUGUGCCAUGGCCAUCCAGGGGGCAGUCAUGUUCACCAUCACUCUCCUUAUCCAGUAUAAGUUCUGCUGCAAACCCAGACUGAUUUCUGGAGAGUCAUUCUCCAAGGAGGAUGAAGAUGUGGACGUGGCACGGGAACGUGCACGCAUCCAUAAAGGUGGCUCAGAGAAAGACCUGUUGAGAAUCUGCGAUCUUUCUAAGGUGUACUCGGGGAAGAAGAUUCCUGCUGUGGACAGGGUGUGUGUGGGCGUUCCAGCCGCAGAGUGCUUUGGACUUCUGGGGAUUAACGGGGCAGGAAAAACCACCACCUUCAAGAUGCUGACGGGGGACAUCUCCAUCUCCGGAGGGGAGGCCUUCCUAAACGGAUACAGCAUACGGACAGAGAUGAGGGACGUUCACCAGAACAUGGGCUACUGCCCGCAGUUUGACGCCCUCAACGACCUUCUCACCGGACGAGAGCACCUGGAGUUCUACGCCAGACUACGAGGCGUACCGGAGAAAGAAGUCCCCAUGGUGGCAGAGUGGGGCAUCCAGAAGCUAGGCCUGGUCAAAUACUCCAACAAGUCAGCCGGUACCUACAGUGGAGGGAACAAACGCAAGCUCUCCACCGCCAUGGCUCUGAUUGGCUGUCCUCCUGUGGUCUUCCUGGAUGAGCCAACAACAGGGAUGGACCCCAAAGCCAGACGCUUCCUGUGGGACUGCAUCCUGAGUGUCAUCAAAGAGGGACGCUCAGUCAUCCUAACAUCACACAGCAUGGAGGAGUGUGAGGCCCUAUGCACGCGCAUGGCCAUCAUGGUGAAUGGACAGUUCAAGUGUCUGGGCAGCAUCCAGCAUCUUAAGAGCAGGUUCGGAGAAGGCUACACUGUGAUCGUGAGGGUGGGCGGCUCGCCCCCCGCCCUGGGCCCCGUGGAGGAGUUUGUCCACGAGACCUUCCCUGGUAGCGUACUGAAGGAGAAGCACCACAACACGCUGCAGUACCAGCUCCCCCACAGCGAGGGCGCUCUGGCCAGCAUCUUCAGCCAUUUCACCACUCAUCAGCAGAGGCUGGGUGUGGAGGACUACUCUGUCUCCCAGACCACUCUGGAUCAGGUCUUUGUCAACUUUGCGAGGUACCAACAGGAGGAGGACAAUCAAGCCCUGCAAGCUUAUGACAACAAAGUGGACGUGUCCGACGAAAUGCCAAUGGAAACUCGGAUCUCAACCGACUCAACUAUACCAGAGAGCGUCUGAGUCACUUCCGAUUCCAUCCCUCAAUCACAAGCACGGUUUAUCUCCGGUCAAAGCUUGUAGAUAGCUUUUGUAUGUUUUACUUGUGCCAUCUGCCAUGGCAUUUUUGCUAUGUUAUUAUUCAAAUGUUAAACGUGAACAACACAUCUAAUGGAAUUCAACACCUAGCAUAAAAAUGUGAUUGGUCUACCUGCAUCAGAGGAGUGCGAGGUCAUCAAUGUUUAGAUUAGAUACUGUUAUUUUCGGGAAUUGCUUGAUUAUGAAACAGAUUUUCGUCAGACCCUGUCCUGUUUGCCAAAUGAUAUGGCGAGGAAACAUCUCUUCCUCAAAGGUCAACACAUUGAUUCUAUUAUGUUGCCCCUCGACAUUCUCUUACGAUUGUUGUUGCAAUUGUUUCACUACUGAUAAAACAGUGAAUGCUACCCAAAUGGUACCCUAUUCCUUGUACAGUGCACUACGUAGGUACAGAUCCCUAUGGAUCUUCCAGGAGCAGAUAUUUACAUGUUAUCCUCUCCUUCAUUCCAAAAUUAGUAUGGCGGCCCUACUUUAUGAAGAAUAAAUAUUUGUUUCCAUUUGACAACCCAGGUAGAUAUGCGUAUAAUAUAACUAUAUUUGGAGAAAAUGCCGGUAGUUUUUAACAAUGGUGAAACCACCAAACACUUUGCCAGUAACAUAAUGGUUUAUUUUUGACAAUACACACAUAGACGCGCAUAUAUUACAGCUAUAUUGAGAGUGUGAGUAGUCCUUUUUUAACAAUGAUGAAACCACACCAAGCACUUCGUCAAUUUGCCUACAUUACCUUGCAAGUGGAAUUAGCACUUUCUAAUGCAAAUAAAUUCUCUGUAUGUUCAAAGUAAACUAGGGUUUACUUUGAGAGCCCAAUGUCAUUUGUAUGCUGUUCAAUGUCUCCUGUAUUACUAUCUUGUUCAUUGCAAAGAAUAAGGAAUCCCAUUUGUACUGAAUAUUGCUUUAUUCCAGGACAGAUGAUUAAACAUUUGCACAAAUUGGCAAGUGACUAGAAGUUGAAUUUGUAGAUCCCCAGCUUUAUUUCCUCCGGGAUUCAUUGGGCCCUGUUUGGGAGUCACUUUUAGCCACUUGAGAGAUAUGUGGCAGCCACUUUUAACUUCUGACUCAGCUGCUUGAAUAAGUGCAUCGUUAUUUUAUUCUUUAACUCUUUUUAAAUCUAUCUUUGUUGUGUAACUCACAAGUGCAGCAUUUCAGCUUUGACAAAGAACUGUGCAAAUGGUUUGAUGGUGAGUUACUUGUUUACAGCCAAGUGGAAAGUAGUUUACUAUAAUAAACAGACAUGCUUUUUUAUCUUCCCCCUGCUACCUUUUUAAAAUAUUUUUUAUUCAAACACCAAGUUCCCUCAAAAUACGUUUUAUUCCGUUUUAUUAACAGCAUUUAGAUGUGUCAAAAGAGCAUCAAAACACUACAUUUUUCUUUCUCAAUGUGCACGUAAACUAUGAAAACCAUGAAUAAACAAUUUUGACAGUUA
Oncorhynchus masou masou (cherry salmon) is the source of this 8405-nucleotide messenger RNA. RefSeq names its product phospholipid-transporting ATPase ABCA1-like. Bases 164 to 6910 code for a protein of 2248 amino acids. Gene Ontology annotation, cellular component: intracellular membrane-bounded organelle; membrane. Gene Ontology annotation, biological process: transmembrane transport; phospholipid efflux. Gene Ontology annotation, molecular function: ATP binding; phosphatidylcholine floppase activity; phosphatidylserine floppase activity. NCBI's taxonomy places the organism in Eukaryota, Metazoa, Chordata, Actinopteri, Salmoniformes, Salmonidae. The transcript has 50 exons. The record is from RefSeq and is a predicted model, not a curated record.